CAUAACUGUUUGUCUAAUCAUUACUCAGUGAGAUUUCUCGCUCAUACUUGAACAAAAAUGGCUUCCACACUCUCAUUCUCUUCGGCUCUACGUUCACCUCUCGCUCUAUCUCCCUCUGCCUCGUCCAAAUCCACUUCGCCGCUCUCCGUCGCGUUUCCACGGAGGAACCCUGGUCGGAUCAGAGCUCAAGACCAGAAAGAAAACUCCAUUGAUGUUGUUCACCAAGGACAAAAAGGAAACCAAGGAUCUAGUGUCGAGAAAAGACCUCAACGCUUAGCCAUGGACGUUUCUCCUUUCGGAUUGUUGGAUCCUCUGUCACCAAUGAGGACAAUGCGUCAAAUGCUAGAUACAAUGGACAGAAUGUUCGAUGACGCUACUAUGAUUGUCCCAGGAAGAAACAGAGGAGGAGUUUCGGAAAUCCGUGCGCCUUGGGACAUCAAAGAGGAAGAACACGAGAUCAAGAUGCGUUUCGACAUGCCUGGUCUCUCCAGAGAAGACGUCAAAGUCUCUGUCGAAGAUAACGUCCUUGUAAUCAAAGGAGAGCAGAAGAAGAACGACGAUAGUGAUUCUUGGUCUGGAAGAAGCUUUAGCUCCUAUGGCACUCGGCUUCAGCUACCGGACAGCUGCGAGAAAGACAAGAUCAAAGCUGAGCUCAAGAACGGAGUCUUGUUCAUCAAUAUUCCAAAAGCCAAAGUCGAACGCAAAGUCAUCGAUGUCCAGAUUCAGUAGGAUUCUAUUUACGUUUUCCUCUGUUUUCACUUGUUUUCUUUUUUUGUGAAGCUGUUUGAUGUACAUAAGCCUAUGUUUCUUACUGUAAUUUAGAUUGUGGUCUGAGUAAAGAAUAACGAAGAACGGAUUAUCUAUGAA
This is a messenger RNA of Eutrema salsugineum, 867 nucleotides long. RefSeq names its product heat shock protein 21, chloroplastic. The transcript is spliced from 2 exons. NCBI's taxonomy places the organism in Eukaryota, Viridiplantae, Streptophyta, Magnoliopsida, Brassicales, Brassicaceae. Gene Ontology annotation, biological process: response to heat. Bases 58 to 729 code for a protein of 223 amino acids. The record is from RefSeq and is a predicted model, not a curated record.